Messenger RNA from Microsporum canis CBS 113480, 1254 nucleotides. RefSeq names its product protein kinase domain-containing protein. The coding region runs from base 1 to 1254 and encodes 417 amino acids. The transcript has a single exon. Gene Ontology annotation, biological process: protein phosphorylation. The record is from RefSeq and is a predicted model, not a curated record. NCBI's taxonomy places the organism in Eukaryota, Fungi, Ascomycota, Eurotiomycetes, Onygenales, Arthrodermataceae. Gene Ontology annotation, molecular function: protein kinase activity; ATP binding.
AUGGCAUCAUUCAAGAUCGAGUUCAUUCCGCGGUCGUACGAGGAGAAAGAGACUUACCGCUGUGCCAAUGGGUUUGAGCUUCCGUAUUAUUCAGUACGCGCUAUCGCCCGUUCAGGCCAUAAGAGAUGGCAUAUCAAGGUGUCCUUUAGGUACAGGGUACCCAGCCAGACGAGGAAGAAAAAACCAGAAAGGCGCCUCGAGUUCGAGACUUUUAUCUUGCAUAUCGAUUUCGAUUCCCUUCCUCCCCUCAUCGACGACACUGUUACGGAGGUCGAGCUGACUUCCAUAACACAACCGAUCCCUCAAGAUUUGAUUCCCCCAGAUUCCCAGUCGGGGGCGCUUCCAUUAAAACAAAAAUUUAUCCCUCCUUUUACGCCCGAAAACAGAUUUGUUAAGGUCGCCAACAAGCUGAGAUAUACAGUACGGGAGGAUGUCUCUCGGGUGGUAUACCCCCAGCAGGUAGAAGAGUUGCCCGUGCCAACGAGAUGGAUAUCUGAUAUCAAACUAAAGGAAGAAAUCCCAAGUGUGGUUCCCUGGAUUUCUCGAGCUAAGCUUGACGACGGCGGAAGAUGGUACAUCUACAAAGAGAUUGAUAGGCCUUUUUACUGCCCGAGAGAUAGUGAUGUUAUGCAGCAAGAGCUAUAUAAUCUUAUACAGUUCCGGCACGUACCCAACAUAGUACAGUUAGUUGCUGUUAUUAUCUCCAGAAAUCCAUAUUUGACUACAGUUCGAGUUAAUGACAUACCUGUUAUACGAGGGGUCCUGCUUGAGUAUUAUUCGGGCGGAACGUUGGAGCUAAUAUUAAACAAGCUAGAUGGAAGAAACCUCCCCUGGCGCAGAUGGGCGCUCCAGAUUGCCGAUGGUCUCAACCAGUUACAUCUAAGAAAUAUCACGCAUAUGGAUCUUAAACCCUCUAACAUUGUGAUCGAUAGUGAGGAUAAUGCCGUUCUAAUCGACAUAAGCGGUAUUGGUGGGGUUACCCAUGAAUGGCUAGCGCCAGAGCUUCGAGAUAUCUUGGACCCCCUUUCUUUACCGUUUGAAGCACGCCAGAGAAAUGAUAUCUGGGCCUACGGUAAACUUCUACUGGCAAUGGCUGAGCUUAGUGGCAAUAUGAGAGAGAGAGAGCUCUUGGAGGGUGUCGCAUUUGGCGCGGUGAUAGAUGACCCCGCAUCACGGCUUAAUCUACCCUACAUCAUAUCUCAUCUCGGGCGACAACAUCCACAGAAACUUCCCCCAAACCACGUCCCGCGUUGA